GUCCUUGGUCUUGCUAUGCAUCCACACUUGCACAGAGAGGAUCAAAAUGGAUGCGAAGAGCUCAUGACAGCUCUAGAAGAAUGCCACGCCAAAGGGUUCUUAUGGAAGUCCAUGGGCAUGUGCAGUAGCACCAAGACGGAGGUCAACAAAUGCCUACGAGCUGCCCGACUGCGGCGAACGGCGGCGAAUCGAGAAGAGGCGAAGAAGAAGCGAGCACACAUGGAGAAGAUCUGGAAUGAGAUCGAUGCCAAUUCAUGAAUGCGGUCAUUUGGAAGAAGCCAUAGCCGAUGAGGGGAGGACAACACUCUCAACUCACACUGCUAGAGAUGUCACAAUAAUGUGUCGCGGGACAUUGUGCGCGCUCGAGAAGAGUCAAUAGCUGAACGCUAUGGCGAAGACAAACAAUCGGACCCGAACCUGCAUGGGCAUGGCAUGGCAUGGCAUAGCGGGUGGAAAGGCGUCGGCACUUCACGAAUAUGCCGUUGGUAUCCGGAAGUAGCGCGAGGUCAGGAAAACAUGAAUUGCGGCGAUUAAGAAGCGGGAGCGCAAGCAGGGCAAUUCGCGCAAUCAAGACUCUCCGCCCAUG
This is a messenger RNA of Pseudocercospora fijiensis CIRAD86, 586 nucleotides long. RefSeq lists its product as uncharacterized. Lineage: Eukaryota; Fungi; Ascomycota; Dothideomycetes; Mycosphaerellales; Mycosphaerellaceae. The record is from RefSeq and is a predicted model, not a curated record. The transcript has 2 exons. The coding region runs from base 16 to 258 and encodes 80 amino acids.